GUCGCGCCGCCUUGACGCGCCGCGGGCGGUGGUGAUGGCGGCAGAGCUGGCGGAGGGUCUCACCGAGGAGGGAGAGCGAGGAGGCGGGGGACUGGAGAGGAAGAGCGAGGAGGAGGCCCCGGCGGCACCGAGCACCGACGCCCCGACACGCACUCAGUAAUCACACCGAGGAGGACGGCGGCGAGGCCCGCAGAAGAGGACGGAAAGACGGCUCAGAGGCACGGAGAGACGGAUGGAGCGUUCAGGACCUCCCACUGGCCUCCCUCGUGUCUCCAUCGUGUCUCGCUCCACCAGCCGCCACUCGUAGUGUUUAGAUGUAGCUCAGUUUAAUAGCUGGAGACUAGGGGGCGCUGUCCUGCAGCCAAGAGCUAACCCUAACCCUUCAUUUUGCAGUUAGAAGCUAACCGCUAGCAGAUAAAAAAAAAACUUUUCCAUAAAGUUCAGUUUCAAAAGGAGUUACACAAACAUGUAGGUGGAGCCCAGCUGGGAUUUUCAGCAGCUAGCGGCUAGUUAGCGGCUAGUUAGCAGCUAGUUAGCGGCUGGUAGCGGUGGCACGGGGCUAAGUGUGAGCGGAGCAGGGGUGCGAUGGAGUACCACUCCGGUGGUAGCCUGCCCCUGCUGGGGAGACCGCGGUACUGUCCCGGGGCCAACGCUAACGGAGGAUACCUGUGUGAGACGGGACACUGCUGUGGAGAGACCGGCUGCUGCACCUACUACUACGAACUCUGGUGGUUCUGGCUGCUGUGGACCGUCCUCAUCCUGUUCAGCUGCUGCUGUGCGUACCGACACCGCCGAGCCAAACUGAGAGUCCAGCAGCAGCAGAGGCAGCGAGAGAUCAGCCUGCUGGCCUACCAUGGGGCCAACUCCUACCCCUCCUCCAUGCUGGACCUCAGUUUCCUGACGUCACUGAAGCUGCCGUCCUACGAGGAGGUGGCAGCUCAGCCCUCCACGCCUCCUCCUCCCUACAGCUCAGUGUUUACCACCCCACGCUACCCACAGCCUCCACGCACGGCGGACCCCCACCUCCUCACGCAGCAUGGCCCUCUCCUGCACCGGCCCCUCAGCGACGGCCCUUCAUCCCUCAGUUCUGACAACAGCUCCAGUUGUUCUUGCGACUCCUGUUGCCCCUCCUCUCCAUGUAGCUCCUCCCUAUCAGCACCGGUCACGUAUGAGACUGACACAAGCCACGCCUCCACGCCCAGCGAGGCCACGCCCCUCACCCUGGACGUCACCAUGGAGAUCAUUGCUGCCACCUGCUUGGAGCUGAAUCAGGCUCAAUUUGAUUCUGAGAGGAUGGAUGCUGACGUACGUCAAGAGGCUGUUGCCACGGAUUCCCCGGCCUCCACCCGAACUGUGACCGUGGCGGUUGUCACAAGGGCGGCAUCCCCUCACCCUCUGCCGUCCCCUGUAUCGGACCUCACCCUUCCUGCUGGGUCUCCCAUGAACCAGCAUCUUGAUGUGUCACCAUGUACCCCAAUGGUCAGCACCUGUAGCUCUAGUACUCUCCCCAGCCCUGGAGGUAUUGAGGCAGCUGCCCCCUCCAUCCACUUAAUAAGUACUGAGGACCCAGCCUGGGGCCCCAAAACAAUCCCUAUUCCAGAAGUUAUCUCAGUAUCUGCAGCUACUACCCCGGCAGUUAGCGGAUCUAACAGUCCUACGGCCCCUGAAACCCUGGAUUCAACAAGAAUCCAGAGUAGUCCGUGCUCCGUAACAUCCCUCGAUGUUGGAAGAACUUUGACCCUUGAUUCAGAUUUUAACCUUGUACCAGUUCUAGCACCUUCACAUCUUAUCCACGCUCCGACCCCAGAUCAAGAACCAGAAACCCUACCCUCAGAGCUUAGCCAGGCUCCGGAUCCAGCGCCUUCAGACCUUCUCCUUGGUCCAAAUCCACAACCUAACACGACAGUAUUUCCAAAUUCAACAAUUUGCACCUCAGUUAUUGAUGCAGCACCUUCUUCUCCAAUGUUAACUCAAUUCCAGAACGUAGAGCAGUCUUCAGGAUUGGGGGUAGUCCAGGUAGCUCCCAGCCCAGGGUCAGCUUUGCCCCUAAACUCAGGGUCUGUUGUUGUUCUCAUACCUUGUCCAGAUUCGACUCCAGUACCUAACCAGUCAGGGCCUCCUCUGGUCCUGCCUCCAUCCAAAGAGUCAGACGUCCAUUUGCCUUCAGAUGUCCAACCUGCCUCCUCCUUUUCCUCAUGUCCCGCCAUUACCAUAGAGUCUGAGUCUUCGUCUGCUCCUUCUGCCGCCCCCCUUCCAUCCUCACCUCCAUUUGUUCCUUCUCCUCAAGUCCUCUCCCCCACCUCCCUUCCACCCCCAGCUUUACUCCUGGAUCCCAUGACUGCUCUUCAUCAGUCCGAUAAAGCUGGCUCCUCCUCUGGCCACGUGUCCUCCCUGUCCCCCUCGCCUCGGUCUACUCAGUCCCCACCAAAACAGACUCUCUUCUCCCCCUGCGUGGACGUCUUUGAACCGGGACCUCCGAGCUGGGAGGAGGAUGAGGAGGAGCAGGAGGUGAAGGACAACGAUGAGGAUGAAGAUGAGGACAUGGGAGCUGAUGAAAGUCAGUACAGACAUCGUCGACUUACAGGCGACUCUGGGAUUGAGGUGUGCAGGUGUCGCGUAGAGGAGGAAGAGGAGGAAGAGGAGGAGGAAGAGGAGGAGGAUGACAAGAGAGGAGGAGGAGGAGAUAAGAAAGCUGGCGCUGAUCUCCAUGACAGCAUGGACUGUCCCGCGAGAGGUCAGAUGACCACAGGGGAAGGACUUACUCUGUGCACCCCCAGCACCACGCCGACAUCCGAGGAGAAUGGCAAAGUUGUCAUCGUCAUGGAGACGGUGUGAUUGACAGAUGUGGGCGUGUCAAACCAGACAAGGGUCGAACAAGAAGUGAACAGGAAGUGAUGAUGUUGUGAAUGUGGGUGGUUUUGACAUGGAAUUAACAGACCUGCAGUCAGAUGCUAGCAUUAGCUCAUUACUACAGUUUCUUUAAGUGGUGAAUUUAAAUGGUGUUAAAGUUCAAGUUUGGCGCAUAGUGGACUAGGCUUUACUCAGACUCCAUCUAAAGGUGUUUCAGCUACUUGUACAAUAUUACAAAAAAAUCAGGACCCAGAGAGAUAACCACGUUAAAGUGGCCUAAAAUAUUUAACCGUCCAGUUUCUUCAUGUUGAACAAUAGUCUGUUUCUUAAGUCUCUUCCAAAAGUUGUAGCAGCUUUUUGUCAGAUGUCUACGUACAGUCUGGUAGCAUCCACUUAGUGUUAAAGUUUCCAGCCUUUGAAAUAUUUUGGCACUUAAAGGAUCUUUCCAGUUUAUUUUGCAUCCUUCAUCUCCGCCGUAGAGAUUCAGGAGUAGCAUAGCGUCACAUACCAGAGUAACAAGCCCAAGUCCCCUUCAAAUACAAAUAAAUAAAUAAAAUCAGUAAUAACAUUAUAUUUAUAUUUAAAAGCUUGUUUUCAAGACAGAAAGUAGACACCUGACGCAGUUUACAGCAAACAAACCAGCGUGGAGCAUAAAGUUUAGGGUUUGAUCAGUGGUGCAGAAGCAGCAACUCAGCCUACCAAAACCAGCUAACCAAACGUUAUUUUACAACUAAAUACAAAGAAGAACACAAUCCAAGACUGAAAGCUAGAAAGCUAGCAUUAGUUUAGGAUCAUUAUUUAGGAGAGUCUAUAGAGACUAAUGUCACAGAAGCUAGGUCAAUGCUACAGUGGAUACAUUAAAGUUGUAGACUAGGGCUUUCCACUACGCCACCAGCAUUAUUACACUUUUUUUUUUUUUUUAAUUUUACAUUUUAUAUUAUUAGUUAAUUUUUAUUAUUAUUUAACGUUUUGCUCAGAAAUACAUCUACAGAGAAGCAGUUUUAGAGAUUGGUAACUGCAUUAGUGAUCGUGUGGAUUCAUGAGUGUCACGCUAGUCACCACGAUAUGCUCCUUGUUUCACCAAACCUCCACAAUGAAGGUGGAGAGUGCAAAUAAAUUGGGAAUAUUCUUAAAGACACCGGUUAGGUUUAGCUCCUCUCUAGUUGGUGUUUCAGAUAUUUAGUAAUGCAAAGGUCUGUGAAAUGCUGUUGUACCAUAGGGAAUGUUAGUAGAAAAAAGUGAAAGAAGAAGUGAACUGUAAAUUGAAAUGAAAUAGUUCUUAAAAUGCUAAAAGUCAUGUCGUGUUAAAUUAGGAGGAUUUUGUGGCUCUGCAUUGUUUACAUCCAUAUCUAUUAGCUAGCCGUAGCAUCUUCCCCCAGAUUUUUGUAUGCCGUUGGUUUUUGUCUUGGCCUUCAAGGUAGGGCUUCACUGUACAAGCACAUGCCCAUCUAGUCAUUCAUGACUCUACAGAGUUUCAACCCUCAAUCAGCCAGUUUAACCGGUGGGAAUCUUUCCCUUUGCUGCCUUCUGUCUGACGUGAUGUAAAUGCUGCAGGGCGACUUUGAACAUGGACCCCAAGCAUCAAGAAACAAACCCUAGUUUUCGCUUCAUUCGUCAAGAAAUUAAAAACUUAGAUGGAGACAUGUCGCCUGAAAUGGCUGAUGACGGAGGUUUGGAGACGUGCCGGGAACAAAUUGACUGUUUUGGACUUGAAGAGAGGCUGAUGUGGGAGGAUGAUUCAUGCCGACUGACAGAGGGACGACUGAUUCAUUCAUUAAGGGGACGUUUUGAUGAAGACGUCUGUCAAGUGAGCAGAAUUAGGUGGGUCGCUUUCAGAUUUCUGUCGAUCGGCUGUGGAAGAGUCGAGGCUGGACGGCUCAGCUGCCUUCACCGUGCGUCAGUCUCUCAGCAGAGAAAAGCUCUUCACAUAAAUAAAAACAAACAAUGGGCACUUUUAGACGGAAACAAAGCACCAAAGAGAGCGGAGACAGAACGCGUCACCGUCCCCGUCUUUGUCUCUUUCUGUUGGGUUUGAGGUCACAUAAAACAAUGCGGUGUAGACACCACCGUCCCGGUCUAAACAAUGAAGUGACGCCUUUCUGCACAUCUCCUUUUUAAAUUCACCCAACAAGUCCAAAAUAUUCUACGACCCUAAAAAUACAAAUGAUCAUGUUAACACACCGGAAAUUAGUUUCAGUUGUUAACUGUCCAGCUACUGGCAGCUUGAUAGAAGACAGGAGGUAGAGAAGGUAGAGUAUAUUUUGUCAGUGACACAGAGUUAAUAACUUUUGUAUAGUAAAUGCUGGUGUGUUACAGUUUAACUUUGGAAUUUCAGUGUAAAUAAGCCCAGAAAAAUGAGAGGAGCUGGCUAGACAGGCUUGACAGUGAAGUGAUCACUGUUAUUCGAGGAUCCAUCCUGGACAUUAAAACCCCACAACAGCAGUAUGAUUGAUGCGCAGCUUUUAAAAGAAGUGGGUCAUUUCCAAGACUCUUGACGGAGGAGUGCCAUCACACACCUCUGGACUGUGUCAGUCUAGAAAGUUAAAAUGAAGGACUUCAUAUUUUGUCCUCAUCAUUAUCUCGUGCUGUAGUGAAUCAUUGGAAUCUAAAGCUGAGGAUCAAGACCAAGAUCCUUGGAUGAAAACGCUGAGACACCGCUUACUUUUUCUUACACCUGCUUCCACAAAGUGCACUUGUUUUUACAGCUGUAAAGAAAGAUUCACAAACGUGCAUUGACUUUGCAGCUCGUCGUCACAGUCGGACUUGAUCACCUUUGAGAGAAACCCAGCGACGUCUUCAGAGAGACCGACUGAACCCAAACUCUUCAACACGGGACUGUUCAAAGCUUGAAGCACUUUGGUCGUGGAGGAAACUGAUGCUCUCGGGUCCACGUGGUGCAGGGGUCACCUGAUGAUACUCGAUCCGAUCCUUAAACCCUGUGUCCGUGCCCAUGAGGACGAAACCACUGUCUGUUGGACUCCUUUAUGACAAAAGCAUUGUCCUGCCAUACAAAUGACAAACGGAUUUCAGACGUCACUUAUGGAAAACGGCGUGCACAAGACCCGAUUCACGGUUGGACAACAACAAUCUGCUUUGGAUAAAUUCCUCAGGAGUCUGUUUUGAGCAGAUUCUCUGGUGUUUGAUUUCAUCAAACUUGGACCUGUGGACUGAGAACAGGGUGUCCGUCGUAGAAAUAAACGGACCUGGUCUAGAAAGCUCCAGGGCGCCACCGAGCCGUUGAUGUUGUGAUUGAUGUCGUGAUUGACGGUGUUUUUUUUUUUUUGUUUUUUGUUUACCUGAACUAAUAAGGUUAUAUAUCUCCAUCGUUACAGAGUGCCAUUUCUACUUGACAACUGUUAUUACUUAGCAUUAGAUAGAGCUGUUCUUGCUCUGUGUGAGUGUGGAUUUUGACCAGGGCGACUGAAGAUGUGUCCGUCUGUAGCUCAGGCUCCUAAAGGCAGCUCUGGGAUCAGCCCAGUUCCCUCAAGGUACCAAGAAAGUUUUUUGACAUAUCUCUUCAUAUGUAUCCAAAUCCAAUCUGUUCUCUGAAGGAAUCAUAGGAACAUUGUAGAAGAAACUCAAACAAAGACAACUGGACUUGUAGAGUUACUUGAAGACUGAACUGAAAAAGCUACUUGGGUGAAAGAUUUUCGAGAAACUCUACCAGUCCAGUUGUCCUUGUUUCCGAAUAAACCAUGACCUACCUGUAUGACUGAGUUUGGGGGGAACCCAGUGGCAUCACUAUUUCCAGCACUUUGUUUUGGAUUCCUCCCAGUGAGAAGGCAAGAUUUGGGUCAAGAGUACUGGCGCUGCGAGGCUUUUCAGAUGUUCCUUCGGCCGAACGAGGCUGGAUGAGUUCCUUGGGCUGAUUUUAGAGCUGUGAACCUUUUGGAAACCUCUGUAUGUAUUUUCUGUUGAGUUUGAGCCAAGGCUUUGUCACAUGUCAGAAACAUUUAACAGUUUUCUUUCACAUUAACUCUUUUUUUCAAGCCGCAACGAGAUGCAGUAACUUUUGCUAAACUCAACAUGAUAGCUCCUCUUCUUAUCUUCUCAUCUCCCUUUAAGAGUCUGUUGUAACGCCGACAUUUAAAGGAAUAGAUUGUUCCCAGAUGACUUGUUGAAACCAGUGGGAAGGUUUUACUGUGAAGCAGCUGCAGGAAAUUAGGUUGUAAGAAACAAAUGUCUAGACUGUGACAUUUUUCUUCUUCAGAGUUGUUUGAAUUGCCAGAGACAGGCGGAGGAAAGACACAAAGGACAAGUGAAGGUUGUAGGCAACUAACUGCCAGUAAGACUUUUGUUAUCGGUGUAUGGGAGUAAGUUCUCGUCGGGGUUGCCAGUAAUCUGGCUCUUAACAGGAAUCUGCAGACAGUUAACCGUAUUUUUAUUUCAAGAUGAAACUGAACAACAACACAUAAUUCUGAACCUUCAACUAAAACUUCUGAGAUUGGCUUGGAUGGAAGAUAAUAGGUCCAUGAGUCUAUUAAUAACCAGUUAUUUUAAAUGACCCUCUGCCCAGUAGAACCAGCACUGUCCCUCAAACGUGGACGGAUGGAAGUUUUUCAUUUACGUGAAUAGAUUGUGACGUUUGAGACAGUUUAAUUAUUUAAUAAAGCAUCCGAAUGUUCCCUCCAUUGUUGGAGUUCAUCCCUCAGUCUGAAGGUUCUUGUUUUCUCCUUCCUGUUUGCAUGAGGUUUCUGUCGUCGACGGAAGCAGAAAAGAAAUCUGUCGUUAAAGUUCCUUAAUAUUACAAUGACAACAAUGCUAAUUAUUAGCAUUACUUAAUUAUUUGUUAGUAUGUGUGUGUGUGUGGAUGUAUGUGUGUGACCUAACUAAACCAGCCUGUUCUAAAAGUGUGUGAAAAAUAUACUGAAUAAAACUGUCAAAGCUAAA
Molecule: messenger RNA, 7740 nt
Organism: Mugil cephalus (flathead mullet)
Lineage: Eukaryota; Metazoa; Chordata; Actinopteri; Mugiliformes; Mugilidae
Product: mucin-2-like
Exons: 5
Coding region: 586-2835 (749 amino acids)
Source: RefSeq, a predicted model, not a curated record